This is a messenger RNA of Paramormyrops kingsleyae, 1131 nucleotides long. RefSeq names its product SFT2 domain containing 1 (gene sft2d1). NCBI's taxonomy places the organism in Eukaryota, Metazoa, Chordata, Actinopteri, Osteoglossiformes, Mormyridae. Gene Ontology annotation, biological process: vesicle-mediated transport. The record is from RefSeq and is a predicted model, not a curated record. Gene Ontology annotation, cellular component: membrane.
GCGGACCCCGCGGAGCUCGCGAAACUGACUGUACUUGAGAUUGACACACCUAAACAGGAAGCUACCGUCAGUUCUUUCGCUUGAAAAAGUUGUGAAGGAGUACUAGCAGUUUUAACUUUUAUACGAAAAAAAGAACCAUGGAUAAACUUCGUCGUGUGUUAAGUGGCCAAGAAGAGAACGAAGAAUUAGGCCUAACUGCUCAGGUCCUGGAUGCCUCUACGCUCAGCUACAGCACACGGGUGAAGUGGUUCGUCAUCUGUUUUGCCUGCGGGAUCCUGUGUUCAAUCCUCGGAACAGCACUUCUUUUCGUGAACGUUAAGCUCUUUGCUGUCUUCUACACAUUAGGGAACUUUGCAGCAUUGGGAAGCACGUGUUUCCUGAUGGGACCCCUGAAACAGCUGAAGCGCAUGUUUGAACCCACCAGGUUGAUUGCCACCAUAGUUAUGCUGCUCUGCUUAGCUUUGACCCUGUGUGCAGCCCUUUGGUGGGAUAGGAAGGGCCUCGCCAUCAUCUUUUGCAUACUACAGUUUCUGGCCAUGACAUGGUACAGCAUUUCCUACAUUCCCUUCGCCAGGGACGCUGUGCUGAAGUGCUUCACAACUUGCCUGAGUUAAUUUGGUUCCUGCAUCCCAGUUCACGUGAAGACUAGUGCACAUAUUGCAGUGUAAAAUGUACAUUAAUGAUUCUCCUAACUGUCUUAAAUGCUGUUCUUUUACCCCCAAAGAGCACUUAAUGACAGUAACAGUUGUUAAGUCCAUUUCCUGUUUAUUUUAUUCACCGGCUGAAUGAUUUUUAUUUUUUUUUUUACAGUGUGAAUGUUUUUGAUGAAUGGUGUUUGGAGAAAAAUAUUUAAAAAUCUUUAUAUUCUGUACUAAACUAUAAUAGCAGCUUUAUUUUGAUUGCCCAUAAGUGAAGAGGCCUUUUUGAAAAACUUAAAACAGAAUUAAUUCAUGUUGUGUCUGCAGUGCAGGAGAAAAAGCCCCUUUUUGCUGAGUGCUGUGUCUCUCCUUAAAUGAACAUUUUAAUAUUACUGUGUACCGGCAGCUUGGAGUUAAUUUUCUCAAAUGAUUUUCGGCUUUUCUGUGAAAGCUCUGCCCCAAACAAUAAAUGAAAAGUAUUUUUCCAUCUUCA